Pneumocystis carinii B80 is the source of this 1194-nucleotide messenger RNA. RefSeq lists its product as hypothetical. Lineage: Eukaryota; Fungi; Ascomycota; Pneumocystomycetes; Pneumocystales; Pneumocystaceae. The record is from RefSeq and is a predicted model, not a curated record. Bases 45 to 1148 code for a protein of 367 amino acids. The transcript has 7 exons.
CAUCGCGUAAAAUAGUCCUACAAAAUCAACUAAAUUAAAAAAUAAUGACAGAAAAAGUGAUUGAAGAUCUAAAUAGAUAUAUAUUGAUUGCAAAACAAAGACAUGAAUAUGAACUAUUAAAAUGUUCUACUACAAAAAUCCAUAUGCAAGAAGAAAAUAGACGUGCUCGUUUGGAAAUACACGUUCUAACUAAUGAAAAAAAAGAAAUGCACCAAUCAGAAUUAAUUUAUAGACAAACUAUUAAAGAGUUAACGGAUGAUUUACAAAAAUUACAAGAUCAAUAUAUUAUAAUAGAACAAAAAAACGAUGAAUUAAACUCGAAAAUUAUAAAAUAUGAAGAAAAGCUAUCACAUCUUGAAAAAAAUACACUAAAAAACAACUCAAAUGUUUCACAAGACAAUGUUCUACUUCAAAAAAUAGAAUUUCUAGAAAAGGAAUUAAUAAAUGAAAAAAGUAAACAAAACGUACAAAAUGAUUUAACAAGAAAUUUAGAAUCAAAUCAUUCCUUCAAAACACCAGAACUCAAUUUAAAAAAUUCAGAAAAAAUAAACAGUAUAAUCAAAACCAUCAACAAAGAUGCCAAGUCAAAUAUGUCAACUAUUAAGAAUACUAAGUUAAAAUCAAUCAAAUAUUUAAAAAUGAAAAAAUCAAAUAAGGCCAAAAUUAAAAAAAAUAUAUACAUAGACAAUUAUACUUUCAAUAAUCAAUCGGAAUCAUCAAAAAAAAAAGAUAGAACCGUAUCAGAUAUUUUUCAGGGGAAAAAUAAUACACAAGUUUAUAAUCAUAUAAAAUCACCAGUUGUGCCAAUAAAGCUAAAAAAAGACAAAUUAAAUCCAGAAUCAGCAAUGUCUACAUUUUCUAUAACACCAUUUCUAGACCGUACAAAUAUAAAUACUAAAAACCUAUUAUUUUCACCUUUAGAACCCAAUAAUUUGGAAACAAGAAUAAUUUUAACAGAAGAUAAAUUAAAAACAAAAAAACAAAACAUUUCUAAUAAAAAAAGGAAAUUAGGUGCAAUUGGAAAAACAUUAUUUGAUGAAACACCUAAAGGAUUAAUUAAUUCGGUCUUUUUGCAAAACGUUAGCCCUUUAAAGCACGGCAAAAAAAUAACAAUUCAGCCCUUUGCUACUAGUACAGCAAAACAAUAAAUGAUUAGGUAAUUGAUAGUUUUAUACGGUUUCACUUCAUUUGUUU